GACUCGCUCCAACACACAGCACACAAGAGACUACAAGAUACAGAUUUAGUCAACCAGCCUCCGUUCGUAAUAACGCCGUUUCACACCACAAACACUGUUUUGUUCUUUAAGCUACCGCGGCGGCUGAACUGUUUGUUUUUUUAUUCUUUUAAAGAAGACCCCUGUGUACUUAACGGCGGCCGUGUCGCUCGGACGUCACGAGCGAAAGAGCCGCACUGUCUGGAAUAAAUAAGGCCCUCCGAUCCAUUCCUCUGUCCGCCCCCUGCUUCCUUCCCUCCUGUAGGGGCUGAAACAGAGCUGGGUCUGUGUAGACCGGCUUCCCCACCGCUGCCAACUCCGCUGCCCCUCUCGCACUCCGCUGCCGCUCUUUAUGUGGCUGACCGGCACCAGGGAGACGCUCAGAUGAUCCACUGGGCCAUCCUCAACCACAUGGUCCACACGUCCAAAGACAGCGAGGACUAACUACUGCGAGUGCGAGAGAGCCGUCGGAGGGUGGUGUGAGUACCCUGUGAGGGCCGCCCUCCCCGUCGGGCCCGGCAGAAAGCUUGGCUCUUCCCUUCACACUCCCCCGGCCCCUGAGAUGCCCUCUCCUCCCAAUGAAGGACAGGAUCAAGGAGCGUCCCCCAUGAACAGGCCAUCUGUGGGCUCCUUCCAGAGCAUCGGGAAAAGGAAGGUGCGCACAAAAAAGAAGAAAGGCUCCAUCGCCGCCAACGUCACCGGCACCAAAUACGAGAUUGUUCGUAUAGUCAUCAACGAGGUGGACUUCACCAAGACCCGGGAAGAUGACGAAACUGCCAACCUCAUCUGGAGUGACUCGGCCGUGCAGCAUGAGAAAAUCGCUGAGCUCAGGAAUUAUCAGAGAAUUAACCAUUUCCCUGGCAUGGGCGAAAUCUGCCGGAAGGACUGCCUAGCAAGAAACAUGUCCAAAAUGAUCAAGUGCAAGCCUCAAGAGUACAGCUUCAUACCCAAAACUUGGAUCUUCCCUGCCGAGUACACUCAGUUCCAGAACUAUGUCAUGGAACUACGGAGGAAACGCAAGCAAAAGACCUUCAUCGUAAAACCCGCCAACGGAGCCAUGGGUCACGGGAUCUCGCUUAUCCGCAACUGCGAGAAGCUGCCGGCUCAGGAGCACUUUAUCGUUCAAGAGUACCUGGACAAGCCCUUCCUGAUGGAGGGCUACAAGUUCGACCUGCGCAUCUACAUCCUCGUCACUUCCUGCGACCCACUUCGCAUUUUCCUCUACAAUGACGGCCUGGUUCGCAUGGGCACGGAGAAGUACCACGCGCCCAGUGAGGCCAACCUGAGCCAGCUCUACAUGCACCUGACCAACUACUCAGUCAACAAACACAACGAGAACUUCGAGCGGGACGAGACGGUGGACAAAGGCAGCAAGAGGUCCAUCAGUUGGUUCACCGAGUUCCUCCGCGCCAACGACUACGACGUGGCCAAGUUCUGGGGGGACGUCUCUGAGCUGGUGGUGAAGACCAUAAUAGUGGCCGAGCCCCACGUUCUGCACGCCUAUCGCAUGUGCCGACCCGGCCAGCCACCAGGGAGCGACAGCGUCUGCUUUGAGGUCCUGGGUUUUGACAUUAUCCUGGACCGCAAACUCAAACCCUGGCUGCUAGAGAUCAAUCGAGCGCCGAGCUUCGGGACCGAUCAGAAGAUUGAUUACGACGUGAAGAAAGGGGUGCUGCUAAAUGCUCUGAAACUACUCAACAUUCGAGCGAGUGAUAAGAAACGCAACCUAGCACAGCAAAAGGCAGAGGCUCAACGACGCCUCUAUGGACACGGCUCCACGAAGAAGCUAUCGGCUGCCUCCUCCGACUGGGAGAAACAACGGCACACGCUGGAGCGUAGGAGAGAGGAGCUGAAAGAGCGACUGGCCCAGGUUCGCAAGCAGAUCUCUAGGGAGCAGCAUGAAAAGCAACAUCUGGGGAACUACAGACGUAUUUACCCCCCAGACGACAAGCUGCUGCUGGAGAAGUAUGAAAGCCUGCUCUCGGCCGCCUUUCAGACCUUCCUCGCCGGGCGAGCUGCCUCACUUCAAAAGGAAAUGAAUAAUCCUCUGAAACGAAUGAAGGAGGAGGACAUCUUGGACCUGCUGGAGCAAUGUGAGCUGGACGACGAGAAGCUGAUGGGCAAAACCUCCAGGCAACGAGGCCCUAAGCCCAUGACCGCCAUGCCAGAAUGCAGCCAGACACCAAGGCGUCAACGACCGGACUACCUGGCUGAUUUCACCAGCUGCAGCAGCGCCGAUAACUCCUGCUCCUCCUCAGACGAAGAGGAAGAGGACAUGGGGAAAGCAGGAGGAGGAGGAGGAAGUUGCGGAGAGAAGAGGGAAAAGAAAGUGUCCUACGACCUCGGGGAGAGCAAGGACAAGAACUUGGCUGAGCGCUCAGGUCGCAUGCACUGGAAACCUCCAAUCAAGUCACUCAAAACCAGCCCCGCUGCCUCCGUUUCGCCAACGCUUUCUGGUCCAAUCAGACGCUCCAUAUCCUGCCCACGCUCCAUCGCCUCACUCUCAUCGCCCAAUGAGCUGCGGGCGCCGUCUUCCAGGCCUUCUCCCACAGUUCCCGCGGCCACUCCCCUCGUCAGGCCGAGCUCCGCCACGCUGCGCUCUCACUCCCUGAGCCGCAGCGGCUCCGCCCACCGCGUGCCUCACAGCAACAGCCUGGGGACCAUCCACUCCAACAUAAGCGAUCCGCUGAUAAACCUGAGGAGUAAAGAGCAGGAAACCGAGCUGGUGCGUCAGACUCUGGCUGCACUCACCGCCAUGAGAAUCAGGUUUCCGGGCAAAACCGAGGAGGAGGCUGAGGCAGUGCUGGAUGAGAUCCUGGACACCUGGAAAUAUCACAAAUCAAAAGUGGCCUCCUAUUGGUUAGUGAAGCUGGACUCUACAAAACAGCGAAAGGUGUUGGACAUUGUUCGUACAAAUGUCCGCUCAGUGUUGCAGCGCAUCUGGAAGGAGCCGGAUGUAGAAAGUCUCCACCUCUACCGGCUCUUCAACCGCGUCUUCAACCGGCUGCUCUGGAGUCACGGCCAGGGCCUUUGGAACUGCUUCUCCAACAGCGGGUCAUCCUGGGAGAGCAUCUUCAGUAAGAGCAGCGAGGUGGUGUCCCCCCAGGAGCUGCUGUGCUCCCGCCGGCUGGUCCGGCUUUGCCAAGACUGCCUGUUGGUCGUCUACAAGUUCGUCUCAGAGUCCCGUGGCUCUUUGACCGGACUCAGUCCAGAGUGGGACGACACCAGGUAUCUGCUGCCAGUGACCUCCCAGUUCAUCAUGAAGUGGCCUUCGUCCAGGUUUGGCCGCAUCUCUUCUACGGUGCCGCGGUCACGCGGCCUUUUGGCUGCCAGGAUGGGACACUUCUGAGGUCACCGGGGGCAACCACGGCUCCCUUCACCUUGCCUUUUGACGCCGAACCUCCCUCCUUCCGACUCUCACCCCAGCCAAACACCGAUCUCUGCAUGUCCGGCACAGAUCCGAGGUCGAGGCAGCUCCGGAAAGCGUCCGGAGCCUAAACCUGUGCCGAUUCCCCCAUUGACCGACCACAAAGAAGGGACAGGUGAUUACGGAUUGCUGAAGGGACUUUUUUCAAUUUCGAUUAGUCUGGGCCGGCAUAGAGCAGCGGAGCGCUGGUACCCUCAAGCUCCACCGUUACCCCCAGUGACAGCAGACUAGGGGUUCUUUUCUCAUUGUAAUUGCUGUAUUAUACCUACUCACUGUACAGUUACAAGUCACGGUACUGUAAAAGGAAAAAAAUAACAAAUACUUAACAAUGCAAGGAUUAUUUAUUUAUGUACUUACUUAUUUUGGAAAGUAUUCCACGAAUGCAGUGAAUGCUGAUGCACAAUGCAGAUAUGGAAUGAUUAACAAAACUAUCCCUUGUUUGAUGUAUGGAUGUAUGUCUGUCAUUGCUUAUUUGAAUUUAAUUUAUUUCAUAACUUAUAUAAGAGGCUUUAUGUUUAUAAGUGUUUCAAUAGUCACUUUAUGUUCCAGUUUUUACAAUGAGAGAGGGGGUGGUCUGAGGAUUCAAACCUUUGAAUGUUGACGCUUCAUGUUUUACCUUCGUGAUAUUGAGAGCUGCAUUAUUAAGCAACACAACGUUUAGAAUGUCAAUGUAGUAAAGCCAAGCCUCUUUGCCUCUUAGAGAUGGAGCUAACUCUGAUGCCACAGCGCAAAGGGCCAAACUUAAGUCUUAGGAGAGCACCCGGUUUCCUAAUAUGCACAUUGCAGUACGUCACAGAAAGAGACAGCGGGUGCACAUAGCAAUAGUGUUUGCAUGUUUAGAUUUUUAGUCGCUCGACCAGAUGAGGUGGAGCUGCGUUUGGAAUAUACUUGAAGUUUUCUUUUGUUAUUCCGUCAUUAAUUAUUGUGUCUUUGUAGCGCUUUCACUAGGAAGGAGACACUUCACUCUUAGAUUUGUAGUCCGGAGUAUGGAUUUGUCAGAGAUAACAAGGACAUCGCUCUUCAGCUUGUGUGGCACUUGGAUCAUCAGCGCAAAUGUUCAGGACUGUAACGGCGGCAUGUUUUCUCGGGACGAGCUGCUGCUGCCUUUUCUCCCCCAUCGCACUGUAGGUACAAAUGCCAGAUCAUGGAUGUGCCAAGAAUAAGCACACGUGCUUCAUGUGUUCAGGGCUUUUAGUGCGGUUACUAUGUCACGAAACACAGUAGGACCUCAUUUAAACAUAGCAUUACAUGUCGAUAGGGAGAAACGCAGCGUUAGUUAUGUACUUUUCUGCGUCAAUGAGAUUAGAGACUAGACCCUUUAAAGAUGAUCCUCUGUCAGUGUGCAUUUUAUAACAUCGAUCCUGACUAACAAGUGUCGCAGCAACGCUGUGCUGAAUCUGUCCCAUACACCUAACACUACUGCACAAUGCCAAAUAUUUUCAUUUUGCCUGAUUUCUUCUGUGUUAAGAGUAGUACUUUUUCCAUUGAAGGUAUGAGAUUUUUAAUUUUACAUAGCAAUAAAAUAUUUAAACAAACGCA
This is a messenger RNA of Gasterosteus aculeatus aculeatus (three-spined stickleback), 4984 nucleotides long. RefSeq names its product tubulin tyrosine ligase-like family, member 7 (gene ttll7). Lineage: Eukaryota; Metazoa; Chordata; Actinopteri; Perciformes; Gasterosteidae. Gene Ontology annotation, cellular component: ciliary basal body. Gene Ontology annotation, biological process: microtubule cytoskeleton organization; protein polyglutamylation. The record is from RefSeq and is a predicted model, not a curated record. Gene Ontology annotation, molecular function: tubulin-glutamic acid ligase activity; tubulin binding.